Molecule: messenger RNA, 2134 nt
Organism: Thecamonas trahens ATCC 50062
Lineage: Eukaryota; Apusomonadida; Apusomonadidae
Exons: 1
Coding region: 1-2118 (705 amino acids)
Biological process (GO): spindle assembly
Cellular component (GO): HAUS complex; mitotic spindle microtubule
Molecular function (GO): microtubule binding
Source: RefSeq, a predicted model, not a curated record
AUGGACGACGCCUGGUUCCGGGGUGUGUGCCUGCUGGGCCUGGACGUGGCUGCGCUGCGAACGGCGACGGGGCUGUCGAUCUCGCCGCGCAUGUUCGACCAGGCCAACACCAAGGGCAUGGAGUACAUGAUCCACUUUCUGCUCUCGACCAUCGAUCCGCAGGCGGCGGCGAAGACUUUUGCCGGCACCUGGCCCGUCCGUGACAGGGACCAGGCUCGCGAGUUUAAGCGCAAGGCAUACGCCAUGAUCGAGCGGCUGCAGGCUGCCGGCCACCUGCCGCCCAACACCAUCCGCAUCUCGACCCUACAGGCUGCCUCGGGCCCACGCAUGGCUGCUCUGCUCUGGCACCUGACCGAUCAUGCCAUCCGCGUUGUCCUCGCUCGCGAUCAUCCUUCGUACCCGCUCCCGACCCCACCCUCGCUCGAGGCUGGCACAGACGCCGGCCUUGCUCCGGCGGCAAACGUUGCCCGCGUCUCGCACGCCCUCCGCAUCCGCAUCCGCGCCCUGCGGGCGGACGUUCAGUCCACCGCUGCUGCGGGUGUUGCGGACCUCGCCGCGUGGCGUUCGGCAGUUGCAGAGCUGACUGCUUGUGUCAAAGUCGCCCGCGCUGACGCCGACGCAGCAGCUGCCGACGCCGAGCGGCUUGGCAUCGCAGUCUCGGACGAGGCGGAUGCCACGCCGGAGGCCAUGGACCAAGGCGCCAUUACCCGCGACGGCCUCUCGGCAAAGCUGGUGGCCCGCGCUGAGGCACUUAAGCGUGAGGCCAAGGAUGUGCAAGCUGCCGUCGACGAGCUGCAGACCUUUGCGAACCGCACGGCACACCUACACGCCGCCAUCUCGUCGGUCUUGGACGGUUCUGCAAACUCGUCCGUGCUCUCAAAGACAGAGCUGGCGGUCUCGCUCCCGACUGAGCUCGCCGAGAGCAUGACUGCCGAGCUCUCGGCGCUGGGUCUCGAGGUGCCCGGCACCGGCAGCGGACCGCUCCAGCUCGACGCCCUUGUCUCGCUGUGGGGCCUGGCGCUCAAGCGGAUGCGACUCUUCCUUGUUCGUCCUUCACCUGACAGCGAGGAUGCCGGCACAUUGGAUGCCUGGCCGGGCGUACCGGACCUUACGGCCGCUGCAUCGGCCGCCGCGGCUCUUUCCGAGCAGCACGCCUCGCUCGACGCCGUUGCCACAGCUCGUGCCACCAAACUGGUGGCAUCGCUACUCCCAAGUAUCGAAGCAUCGAUUGCACGCCUCGACGCCGCCCUUGACGAUGCCCGCCGGAUGGUCCGCUCGGCGCAUGGGGCGCCGGUUCCGGCCACCCCCGGCAAGCGCCCGGCCGUGCUCAUUCCGCCGACGCCCGCGGCGACCCGCCGAUACAACCUGGGCGCACCUCGCCCACCGCCCACCCCGGGCGCUGCCGCCGACGCUCUUCUCUCACCGCUCGGAAUCCGUGCGCGGGAAAAGGUCCGCGAGCAGAUGCGCAAUCUGGCGGUCCAGCGCGUUGCCUCGCAUCUGGCGUUUCCGUCAUCGUCGUCGUCGACGGUGUCGGCGUCAGCGUCGGCCUCGGACGCAGAGUCUGAAGCCAGCGACGAGCACCAUGACUUUGAUGCGCUUGCCAGCAUGCUUGCCGACGCUGUUGUUGGUGGCAGUGAAGGCGCGCUGAGGCAGAUGUCGGACGCCGUCGCUGGGCUGCUCGGCACCCCGCCGCAGGCAGCACUGCAGUUCCACAGCCCCGAGGCGUUUGCCACCCGGCGCGAGCUGGCGAGGACUCCCGCGGUCCAACGGCAAGUCGAGAACAGCUCGCCGCGUCAGACACCGUUGCCGACCUGGGCUUCGUUCGAAUCGCAUCACUCGAUCGAGUUUGAGGACGAUGCUGUUUCACAUGCCGACGUGUGCGACAGCCGCGAUGCCGAUGAGGACUGCACCGAGCGGGCCGAGCGCUACGCACUCGAGUCGAGCUACUCGGACGCCGAGUCCGGCUAUGGCUCAUCAGAGAGCGACUCGGCGCAAUCGUCGUCUGCGGCGUCGGUCUCGGCGGGGCUUUCGUCGCCCAAGCUGCAGCCGGGCUCGGACGCCUGGCUCCUCACCGACUACGCGCUGACUGAUGACCCUCUCUUUGCUGCUUUUGAGUAAGAAAGCUACAGAUACG